Pseudogymnoascus destructans is the source of this 1191-nucleotide messenger RNA. Its product is annotated as ribosylnicotinamide kinase. Lineage: Eukaryota; Fungi; Ascomycota; Leotiomycetes; Thelebolales; Thelebolaceae. Bases 153 to 1007 code for a protein of 284 amino acids. The record is from RefSeq and is a predicted model, not a curated record. The transcript is spliced from 2 exons. Gene Ontology annotation, cellular component: cytoplasm.
GUUCCAUCUCCAUCACCCCACUCAAUACUCCGUAAUACCUUCUCAAUUCCAUAUUCUCCCCACAGAGUCCUGUGUUUUCAUUAUGACAGAAUUGACAUCACGGAGGUGACGGGAGCUUCCUUUUUUGAGCUAUUUAUAUUUACGUUAGAGGCAUGGCCGUAGUGGUCGGCCUCUCUGGGGCGUCGAGCUCUGGAAAGACAACCUUGGCUAGGCUUUUGCGCGAUAUCUUCCCAAAUAGCUUUAUCUUGCACGAAGAUGACUUCUACAGGGAAGAUAAAGAGCUUCCAACCAAGAACGGCCUCCUGGACUGGGACUGCGCCGAAGCCCUCUCUAUCCCCGACAUCAAAGCCUCCCUAAGCCACAUCCAAGACCACGGCACGUUCCCCGUAGGUCCGUCCCACUCCAAGCUCCGCUCCCGCCCCGAACCCAAUCUGAACGCAGCCCAGCCGCAAUUCGACUCCAAAGAAGACCGCAACGACGUCGGCCAGUGCCCCGUCUCCGACGCCGUGAUCGCGGGGCUGAAGGGUAGAGUUGCUGCGUGGACACAGCCAGGUAGGCCGGGGCAUGGGAUACUCACUUCGUCGGAGUCGGCGCUUCGUCUCUGUAUCUUUGAUGGAUUCCUACUGUAUGCGCCGUCUAUGGCGGAGAUACAGCCGCAUAUAGAUAUCAAGCUGUUCCUGCGUGUGGGGUAUGAGAAGGCGAAGGCGAGGAGGGAGGCGCGCACGGGGUAUGCGACGAUUGAGGGGUGGUGGGCGGAUCCGCCGGGGUAUGUGGAUAAGAUCGUUUGGCCGAACUAUGUUGAGGAUCAUGCGUGGAUGUUUGAGGAUGGGAAUGUGGAGGGGAAGUUCAGGGAGGAUAUCUUGAAGGAGACGGGCAUUCAUGCACAGUCGCAGCAGGGGCCGGAUGUGGACAUGGAGACCACGCUUGUGUGGACCGUGGAUGUCAUUAUGAAGUCUUUGGAGGAGAUAUCAUCAAGUCAUGUACUGGAUAGGGAUAUUCAAAUAUAGAAGGAAUUAUUCUGCAAUAAUGAACUGGUACAACCCAACUCAAUCAUUAGCGUGGAGCUCCAAUGCAAGGACCAGUUUCCCGCUCAUUAUAAUGCAUCUACCCGCAAUCAUCCCGUCACAUAUCGAACCAUUAAACCAAAAAAAGAAAACAUAACACCGCCUUGUCAAACAGUCGCAGUUGCUU